AUGGUUGAAAUAUUUUUUGAAAAUCCAAAUGAAGAAAGAAUUGGACCAGGAAAAGAAAAAUAUCUUUAUUAUUCAUCAAAAGCAUAUUUUACAUAUGGAUUAAAUCGAAACAAAUUUCAAAACGGAUAUUUAGGAUUAAAUCCUUCAGAAGUUAGUGGAAUAUUUCAUAUCCGAUAUCCUGAAAGUAAACCUUUAAAAGCAACAAAGAUAGAACUUUAUUUUUGUGGAAUAGUUAAUACACAAUGGGCAGAUUAUAAUGGUUAUUGUUCUAAUAGUAAAGAAAUUUGUAAAGAGAUGAAAUGUAUAUGGAAAGCAAAUUCUAACGAAGAAAAUAUAACAAGUUUAGAUUAUCCAUUUAAGUUUACAAUACCGAAUGAAUCACCCUCAUCAAUAAAUUAUAUAGGAGAAUAUAAAGUAAAUGGAACUAUAUAUUAUACUAUUAAUGCAAUAAUUUAUCGAAAAACACGUAGAAUAUUUGAAAGUUCAGAAAAAGUGAUUGAAGUUAGAGCAGAUAUUAAACGAUGGCAAUUACUGACAUGUCCAGAUUAUAAUCCGGAUUUAUUAAUUGAAAAAAACGAAUUAUAUAAAUGUCAAGUAUUAUUAGAUAAAUCAACAUUUGAUAUUAAAGGGAUUAUUAAUAUUCCAAUUAAUUUUCAAAUAUAUAAACAAAACGUAAUAGUGAAAAAAAUUAAAGUGAAAUUAGUAGAAUAUUUUAAAUUAAAAAAUUUUGCAGCAUCCAAUAAAGGAAGUUUGGUAAAACAAACAGUGAAUGGUAAUGAAGUGCUAUCAAUACCAAAUAGCGAAAAUGAGUUUAGUGUUGUUGUGAAAUUGGAUUUAUCAAAAGUAAAAAAAUUGUGGAAUAACGAAGCUGUAAUAAAUUGUAGUUGUAUUACAGAAUUAUUUGAAAUUUUCCAUAAAGUGAAAAUUAAUAUUUUAAUGGGUAAAGCUAAUAGUGUAAAAUUUAAAAAGGAGAUCAAAUUGUGUAAUAUUGUUAGUGAUGACGCUUUGGAAGAAUAUAUGGAGGACAAUAUUUUUUAA
This is a messenger RNA of Dentiscutata erythropus, 1038 nucleotides long. NCBI's taxonomy places the organism in Eukaryota, Fungi, Glomeromycota, Glomeromycetes, Diversisporales, Gigasporaceae. The record is from the annotation of a GenBank genome assembly.